UUGGAGGAGCGGCGGGCUGCGCCUCCUCAGCCUGCCCCAUCAUCCCCAGCACCACGUCAGGGACGUUCGCAUGGAGAAGCUGGCUCGCUAUUUUUCUUAUCACAUUUGAUCAUGAACGAGAACGCAGUGGCGGGUCCGAGCAGAAGUGCAGUUCAACAUGGUACAAUGGUCGCCAACAACCGCACAUCGGGCGCAGUUGCCUCUACAAGCAGCGUGCUCCCUGAAAAAGCGCGCUUGCGACCUCCUCGCAAAUUCAGGCCUCGGGUCGAUAGCAGCCGAGCGGGUGGCUCUGAGCGUUAUGCUCGCGUAGGCCAAUCCCAUGCGGCAGCCAGAAUCGCGCGGAUCAUGCUCACAGUCACUCAGUCGGUGUCGGCAACGAGCACGCUCUCCCACGCUGGUCACGUAUCGAGCGCAUCCCUCAAGGGAAAGGCGCGAGCCAUGGACCCGGCACCCACGGCACAAAGGCUUUUGCGCAGACAAGAUUUACCAAUCAGCGUGGAUGGGCUGGACAAGGACAAGGGGAACAGAAGCGCAACGCCGCCAACACAAUCAUUGGAGGGCGCUGACCCUUCUAACGUGGGUCUGCUGAGUGCUGGCGCUUCUUCGGUGCCUCUAAUCAGCGAUGGCACCACUGCGCUGUCUCUGACUGCGAGCCAAGCAUCAAGCUCCUCGUUCCUUUUGCCGCCAAUGUCAUCAUCAUCCUCCCCGAGCAUCACCGCAGCAACCACAGCUGCAGUACAAAGUCUGGCACCGGCGUCACUGAUCCAGAAUGCUGCAGCUUCUACGGCCAGUAGCGAUGCUGAGGGUGCAGCCCCGCACGUGUCCAUAAAGCACAACUUGCCUCUGCAAUUGCUCAUCACGGUGGGCGCUCUCGUAGUCUUUGCAAGCUUGCUGGCAAGCUCUGCUUGGCUCUGCAGGACGCGCUUGCCUUGCACGCGCAAGAGGAGGAAGCGCCGCGACAAGACGACGUGGAGUCCAGCCGCUGGCAGCACCGAAAGCUUUGAUGUCAAGUCUGUCGAUGCUCGGCAAUGGGCCGCCAAGUACGCCCAGACGCCUAUGCUUUUGAAGGAUGACGUCCAACGGUUCGCUGCCGCGCCUGUAGUGCCUACCGAUGCAGCAGUAGCGGAGCUACAGAGGCCUGCGCCUUGUGCGAUGAUCGCCACCAGCAAUCAGCCUUGCGACCACUUCAUCGAGCGUCUGCUCGUUGCCAGGCCCAACUCAGCUGGCAUGCCGGACGUCUUGCGAGGCGACGAAGAGCAAAGGAUCAGUAACCCUCAUCAGUCCACUACCGAUGAUCUUUUGCCUUCUGCGACGCAGCUGCACGAGACUUUUAUAGAUCCGCCGGAUAAAAGUCAGAGGCAGGUCCAGCAGCCACCGGCGACUCGCUCUGCUACGCUCCUCUCCACCGUCCUGUCGACGCUCGGUGUUCACCAGAAUGCGAACUCCAAACGACCACAGAAGCACGCAUCACAAGACCUCGACUCUGACUUUGAGGGCACGAUUGGAGCCAAGGACGUCGAGCUGCCGAUGGCUCGACGCGUCGGCAAACGAGAGUCUCGUUUUCCAUGCGACAUCAGCUCCGACGAAGAUUCUGCUGCGACUCUGGCAAUAAUUUCUCGAGCGCGCAAGACGUUGGAUGCAUCCGGAGAGACGCAUUCUAGCACGCCAAGGACACCGGGUCUUGCGGGCCUAGGAUCCGCAUGGGCUAGGGUAGCACCGCUCGCAGCAGCUACGAAGCGACCAUCUCCCCUAGGACCCCCGUGCGUGAUUCCGCCUGCCAUCAGCGCGCCCAGUGUUCCUGCGCCCGCGGCUCGAGCUGGAGCAGCGCUAGGCGGAAGGACCAUCACCUUGUCAGAGCUGAAGCUGUUGCAGUCGCAGAAAGAUCUCGGCCACGUGCUCAGUCCGGCAAGCAACAACCGACACAAGCUCGAGUCAACUGUGGCUAGAUGGCUCACGGUCAGCCGAUAUGCUGAUCUAGUACAGCAGACUCCACUGGCGACCCAAGGUGCGCUGCCACGCAUGCCUCGCAGACGAGACAGUGCUCAUAGCCUCACGCAGUCCGAAGGUUCUUCAAUGACGCUGGCUUCUUCUGACCAAGGUCUGUCUCGCAUGCCGAGCAUCGUGCCGCGCUUUGGCGCCACGACGACGCUCGAAAGCUGGCUGGAAAAGGAUCCUGUUAAGGGCGAUGGCUCCGAUGCUGGAGUCAACGAACUCGUGAACAUUCUCGGCAUGUACUCCGUGGGAGACGGUGCGUCCACAGCUGGCUCCGAAUCGCUCUCGUUGGCAGACGCGCCCCCAAAGCGGCCUCUCGAAGCAUCUGCGGGCGGUGCGACACCGAUGAUCUCGCUGCCAACAGGCGAUAGCAUCCUGCCACCUUCGUACCGCAGCUUUGGCACACCCGACCGGCUGCAAAGAGGGGAGACGAAGAGCUCAAAAGGUUCUUCGAGAAGUCGCACCCAGACGUGGAGUCAAAGCAACGAGGCGCUCGAAGAAGAGAAGCGUCAAGUAGACCGUCGUCAAAAGCUGCACCGCAAGGAACAGCGUAGGAGCGCACGGAUGCAAGCUAGACACUUGGCCCUGUCUCAAGAAGCCGAAGCGCAGCAGGCCACUCAAGCGGCGACUGUCGAAGAAGCUCAAGAUCGCCGACACACCAUCCUCGAUUUUGCGAUGCUGACAGCGGGUCAAAGUCCCAGAGUAGGCGUGACACGCUCACGCAGUCUUGCAAGCUCAGUCUACUCUAACAACACUGCUCCUUCGGAGUAUUGCAAUGCGCCCAUCCUUUCCAAUCCUGCGACGGUCAAUCGCCUUUCGGUCAUCAAGGAGCACAAGAGCCCAUCAUCUCAAGAGUCGCAAGCUGAGCAGGCGGUGGCAGCACCUCCUCCGCAGAGUGCCAUAGAGGCGAAGGCUACGCUUCACGUGCCUGUUCAGAAGCGUAAAAUUUCCUCGGCACGACUCAUGGCGCCCCUCUCACCGCCCGACUCCCCCUGGACUUCGCCCGAUUCUCGCACUGGGCCGAACAAUGGAAGGUGGCAAGGAGGACCUCAAAGACCUCGCGAUUCAUUCAUCGUGCCCAAGCGGUCUGCAGCUACCUCCGCGAAUGCGGCUCUGCCUAGCGACAGACGCGAGCUGCUGGAAAAGAAGCGCCAAGCUUCGAAGUCUAAGCGCGAUGUGAUCCCGCCCACGGGUCACCUUGUCGAUGUCGCACCAGCUGGUACCGGCGGCCACCACAAAGACGCAAGACGCGUCGUCUCUGCCCUUCCGACCAAACAGGCCAUGCGCAGUCAGGGCGCGCGCAGAGAUCGAGCGGUCAGCGAAAAGGCAUUGUUGGCGUAGUAUCCAAAGUCCCCAGAUUGUAAUUUGCAGUCCAAACAGCUUUCCCGUCAUCUGACCGUUCAGGAGCAAUCACAAUCACAAUCAAACACCUCCCUUUUU
Molecule: messenger RNA, 3432 nt
Organism: Ceraceosorus guamensis
Lineage: Eukaryota; Fungi; Basidiomycota; Exobasidiomycetes; Ceraceosorales; Ceraceosoraceae
Exons: 2
Coding region: 112-3333 (1073 amino acids)
Source: RefSeq, a predicted model, not a curated record